AUGACGACAAAUACACAAAUGGCUGAUUUCAUGUCGCCGAACAACGGAAUUUCAAACGUAAGUACGAUUAUUUUAUCAUAUAUAUCUAUAUAUAAAUAUAAUAUAAUAUAUGUAAUUCAAUAUAAAAUUACAUAUUAAAAAAUAAAAUAAUAAGUCAAGCGUAAUAUUAUUGUUUUCUUAACGGAUAGUUAUAGUUUCUAAUAUUUAAAUUAGUAUUUAAUGUUCAUAUUCUGUGUUUAAAGCACGAAAGUCCCGAUUUCGCUAUAUUUGGAAUAAAUGCGGAGCUCACUGAUGUUAGUUUCAACCCUCAACGUAGACAAACAUGCAUUAAUAUUCCAUUAUUGCCAGCAGCUUUGCAACCUCCUCGACUCCAUCAGAAACGAUCAUCUAAUAUUAGGUAUAGUAUAUUGUAUUAUUAUAUCAUAUCACCUAUAUUAUACAGGGUGAUUCUUUUAUCGUUGAAUAAUAAUUAUUUCGAAAAGUAUUAAAAAAAAAAUGUGUUGACAAUAAUUUAUUUAAGAAACAAACAGAUUUAAAAUUUUAUAUUUUCAUUAUUUUUUGUUACCUUUAUAUUUGGGGUUGAAACCUCUACCAACUUUUGAUUUUUAAAUGGUAACCCAAAUUAAAAGUUCCAUAAAUAAAAAGAGAAUUAGUUUAAAUAAAUUGUAACUUUAUGUUUUAGUAGAUGGAGAGUAGUGGAGCACUAAUAAAACGCCGCGCGCUGCUACACUAAUGAUAUUCCACUACUUUCCUCCUACCUAAACUUAAAAUUGGAAUAUCUUAUGAACGGGUUGACGGAAGUCAAAAAUUUUAACACCAAAAUUAAUUAAAAACUAAUACUCUAUCUGUGUAUGGAACUUUUAAUUUGGGUUACCAUUUAAAAAUCAAAAGUUGAUAGUCGUUUCACUCCCAAAAAUAAAGGUAACAAAAUAUAAUGGUAACAUUCAUCCUGUAUACCUACUUAAAAGUGCCUAUAUAUUAUAAGGACAUAAUAGUCAAUUAAUUUUUUUUUUCAAGCAAUAGCAAUAAUUUGCACGAAAACAUGAGUAGCACAAAUUUGGUAUCGUUACAAACAUUGACAGAUGGAAAAAUACAAGCUACUAGAUCUCAAAAUGUUAAGAGUCGCAACCCAGAAAGAAUGAGUUUAGAUAGGUAUUUUACUCCUAUUUUUAUUCUAGAAAUAUUUAAAUAUUAUGAUACCAAAUACAAUUUUUCUUUUAAGACGGGGUUUAAUGAGCGUCCCUGUGAUCACCGGUGAAUCUCGACUUCGACUACUGUCAAUGCAACACAAUUUGCUAACAAAAUUGGAUGGUAUUUCUGGUGCUGGUUUAUCUAGAUUAGUAUUUUUAGAUGUAUAUGGUAACCAAUUAGAAAGAAUUACAGGUCUAGAAUCCUUGAAUAAUUUACGUGUGCUUUUACUAGGGAAAAAUAGGUAGAUAUAUUUUCCUGUAUUCAGUUGUAAUACUGUUUAAACAAUUUUACAUUGUUGAAUUUCUCUUUAUUGUAGAAUUAAACGAAUCGAAGGUUUAAAAACAUUACACCGAUUAGAAGUUCUCGACUUGCAUGGCAACCAAUUAACUCAAAUUGGUGGACUACAAAGUCAAGGCGAAUUGAAGGUUUUAAACUUAGCUGGAAAUCAAAUAAAAGUGUUAGGUUCAUUAGAUCUCACUGGUCUCAGAUCAUUACGAGAGCUCAAUCUCCGUAGAAAUCGUCUAAAAUGUCUUUUAGGAUUCGCUGAGACUCAACAAUUGACAAAACUUUUUCUCAGUAACAAUGAAGUAAACACGUAAGUUGUAUAGGAUUUAAACAAAAUACUCAUCUAACAAUUAAACAUAGUCUUUAAUCAAAUAUAUAUUUUUAGUAUUGAUGAUAUGCCAAGUUUAGUACAUUUAAAUAAACUCCAAGAGUUGGCUAUUGACAAUAAUCCAGUGUCAGCUGUAGAAGAAUGUGUUUCAUUUUUGGUAUCGCAUCUUCCUCAGCUUCAAGCUCUUAACCGCAUUCAGGUGACCGAUCAAAUGAGACGUACUGCUGUAAUCUGGAAAGAAAACAGAGAAAGCCUUAAAUGUGUAGCUGCAAAUUCUGUUCAAGAACCCGGAAAAAAAGGUCGUGAGAACAUUAUAUAUAAUGCUAAAUCAAAUUGGGAACAAAUGCGUUCUCACCAUUGUGCUUAUCCCAAUUUAGCCUCAUCUUUAAAGGAUCUAAGAAGCUCAACAGAAACAGAAGAUGGUAAAUAAUAUUAUUAUGGAAUUUAAAAACUGUAAGUGAAGUAUGAUAUAAUAAACCUAAAUACCAGGAUUGUUUUGUUUAAAUACACGUUUUAAGUAUCAAUAAAAAACGUGCGUUUAAAACAAUAUGUUCAGUAAAUUUUAAAUUAAAAUAAUAAAUGGAUUUUCUAUUUUACGGGACACAUUUUUUAACGAUUUUUUUUUUAAAUCAGCAAUUUUCAGUGAUUUAAAAGCGAUGGUAACAAAAAAACAAAAAAAAAUGGGGUGAUCGUUUUAAGCAAAACUCCAUAAUUGAAAAUAAUCACAAUCCCCAAAUUCUGAUUGCACCACUGUUAUCAGCGUGAAAAAUUAUAAAAUAUAAAUAAAAAUAAAUUUAAAAAAAAAUAUCCAGUAAAGAUCUUCUGAUCUAUUCUACAUAUUUAAAAUAAUAUAAAAUAAUAUAAUGACUGAUACAUGAUGACUGAUGAGGAUUAGUUAAAACGUAAAUGAUAAAACCAUAUAGGUAUAAAAAUCAAGUAGGAAAAUAAUUAAUUGAUUGAAAAAUGUAAAAUGUGAAAUUCUUACUUUAUAAUAGUACAUUAAUUUGCUGAAAUAUGAGAUAUAAAAUAGAAAAUUGAUUACUACCAAGUAAUGAGUAAUGACUAUAAUGAAAUAACUUAUAAAAUUACCAAAAAAAUUAUUUUAAUGAAAUUAUAGAAAUUAAUAUUAAUGUUACGAAUUUACGAUCACUGUUAUAUAUUAUAUACAUUUUGUAAAUUUUUGUGUAAAUAGAUUCUAUAAUAACAUAAUAUAAUUAUUAAACUGAUAAAGAAUGUUAAUUCAUCCUAAAGUUUCCUCUUAAAAAUUAGAAUAUAAUAAUAUAUCGAGCGUAUUCAUUAAUAUUUGUAUUAUAAUUUAACAUUAUUUUAUAGGUACAAAAAGUGAUUCUGCACUUUGUAAAAAUUCAUUAGAAGAAAAUCAGGAAACUGUCAUUUCGGAUCAACGAAAAAAGAAAAUGUACUUUUUAUAUAAAAAUCGAACAUUUGUGGAAAAGAAACUUUGUCGCCGUCCGACAAUAGAGAAGAUUGAAGCAGUACCUGUAACAAGACUGCCACCAAUAUUGAAUCAAUAUCUCAAUCAAAGUCCAACUUCCAAAAGAAAAUCUGAAUUUAGACACAAUGAUAGCAGUAGUUUAGAUAUGUAUCCAUCUGACCAAAGUGUACAAAGUAAAAGAAGUGUUUCAAGCUUAGGCAAUGUGGACGAAUCAAAUUGUGAUGAAACUAGUAGUAGUAGUAGUAGUAGUAGCAUCGAAUCUUCUUCUGAAGAAAAACCACCCAAAGAACAAAUUAAUAAUGUUCGACCAAUAAAAAGUGCUAAUCCAAGAAUGUCGGCGCCUAUUAUAAGUGACAAACAGGAAAAUAAUUUUAGACCAGCUACAUCCAGGCCUAAACCAAAAAGCAAUACUGCUAGCUUAAAAGAUAAAAAUAAGGAACAAGGUUUGACUGAAUUUUUUAAUUAUUAUAAUUAAGUACUCAUACAGAUACAGUAUACAUUAGAGUGAUACCUUUAUCAUAGACUAGUAAUUUUCUUGAAGGCAAUUAAUUUGAUUUUUGUUUUUCAAACAUUAUGGAAUUGUAUAAGUUUUAUUUUUAAAUUUUCUUUAGUUUUAGGUUUGGAAAGUAGCGAGUAUGGGAGUAGAGAAAGUACGGAGAGUAUUUAUUAGUUUUACUACAAUGUAGUUUUUUUUUUUUGUAUCUGUGACCAACUUUUCGAACAGUAAAAUUACUCCAAUUGAAAAAUUACUAGGGAAUUUUUUUGUUGAAUUUUGUUUUGAGAACGUCAAAUUUUGAUUUUUAUAAUAUUUUGGAAAAACUGAAAAACAAUUAUUAUCGGAAAAACGACAAAUAUUUACGGUGCACUGCGGCACUGCGGCAUUGCUAAUUUCAUAGUUUUUAUUUUUUACGCACUAUGUUUACUAUCAAAAAUAUUGUUUUAAUCGAAAAAUUCCAAAAGACCUUUUUUAUUUUAAAUUUUAAAUUUUGUUGUUGAAAGGAAGUUGUUUUUUGAUUUCUUCCUAUAGUUUUUUUAAUAAUUAAGCAAAACUGAAAAAAAAAUGAGAAAGAAUGGUGAAGUUUACGGAAAUAAUGGUUUUAUUAUAUUUAAUUUUGUGUUUUUCUUGUAAUUUAGUUUAUAAUAUCCAUACAGUAACUUGAAAUUUGUACUAAAUUUAUGUAGAUGUAAUUAUUUGGCUAAAUAAAAAUGUACGAGACCAGAAGUUUAUUAUAAGUUAUACUUAGUAAUCAAUAGUAAUUUUAGAUUCUGAGCGGAGCAAUUGAUUUUACAUUAAUGUUUUUCGGUGAACAAAUUUUUUAUGAGAAAUCAUGCUCCGAUUUCGAAGUGUAGCAUUUUUUCUGAAUGGGAAUUAAACUUGAGUGGUACUUUAAGGAGGUCAUUUUUCUCAGUGAUUUUUUUUUUUAAUAAAUGGGAAAAAAACAUGGAAAAGUGGGAAAAUGUACGAAAUAUAUUAUUUUCAAAUUGUAAAUACUACAGCCUUUCAAAAUAUGUAUAACCGAGUUCCACUCAGAAUAGGUUUUCAUUAACCAAUCAUUACGUACAGAUACAAAUUAAAUUUUUUCCUCUACCUUCCUAACUUCUCAGCUAUUACAGCUCACUCAUUGUGCGAAGUAUGUCCGUUUGUUUUUGUUUAUGGUUGUUUUAAGGUCAAAUUUUGAAGAAAAUCAUAAAUAUUACUGUAUUAUACAUUAUGUAUAAACGAACUUCGUCCAUAAAUGUUUUUCAUUAGCAAUGGUUUAUCAUUGAUUACAGAUAUAAAUUAAAUAGUUUAUGAAUCUUAACGUCGACAACAGUGGCGCGCGUUAAUACGUAAAACACAAAUAUUUAAUUCAUUGAUUAUGACUUAAAAUAUUUUUAAAUUUAAACUGGAAGAAUAAGAGCGGGUUUUACAUUUCAUAAUCACUUUUAGAUGAUUAAUUCAUAACUUCCCUACUCUUCUGGUGUAUACUUUAAACUGUCUAAAAGAAUAAUCCAUAAACGGUAUAUACCUAUAGGCUGGUAUUAGUGUUAUGCCUAUCAAAAUUGUAUAACAAUAUCCUCUAGUUGAAUCUGUGUUUUAAGAGUGGGAAGUGGUUGCUAUUAAAAAUCUAAAGUGUGCAUUAAUUUCAGAUAUAAGGAGUAGGAGAACAAAAUUGAAAAUAGUGUUAAAAUAAAGCUUAACGAUUCUAUGAUUAAAAAAAACAGUAAUCCAAUUUACUUGAAAAUAGGAAAGGCUGAUGGGAAUCGAUAGACUUCCUAUUUUGUUUGAUUAAAUGCAUUAUAUUUUUUGUAUUUUAAUAUAUCUAUAUUAAAUAUAUAUAGUUAACUAUACAAAUUAAAAUAAUACCUAUUUAAAAAAAUAGGCAAGACAAUUUUUAAAGUAUGUUUUUACAUACCUAUUGUUAAAUUUUAUAUUAUUUUUUAAUAUGUUAGUAAAAUUAAUAUUGUACUUAUCUAUAAUUUAUACACUUACAGGUGGCGAUUAUUUAGUUGAAAUAACUGGUAAGUUUUUAAACGUGUACGGUCAAGGUAGUUUACGAUACAUAGACAAACCAUGGAAUCAGUCAAAAUCAAAUGAUGUUUUAACAAUUAAAUUCAACUAUGUCAGCUUCAAUUCACUUGUACCGGUUUUUUCCAAAAUUAAAAAUCGUUUUCCAAACGCGGAAAACUAUUUUUUUCGUGAUACCAAUAUUUACUGCCUUGGUCAAUUGAAUGCUCUAGCUGAUUUACAAGGAUUAGUUUCGUUGUUUAUACAUGAAGAUGGAAAUCCUAUCACUCGAAAAGAAUGGCAUGCCUAUGCAAUUUAUAGAUUAUCUCACUGGGGAUUGAAGUUUGUAAAUGAUAACGAAGUAUGUAUACAAAAAAAAAAUUGAAUACUUAAACUAUGAAAUAAAAAAUGCAUUUUUCCUUAAAAUGUAUUUAUAUGCUUAAUAAAUCGUGUUUUAUUUAGGUAGAUGAAACUCAAGUAGUUAAAUCUUCAGAUACCUUUAAGGGAUUAAGCAAUUUGGUUUUAUAUUCAUUGCCAGAGACAUUGUUGACACCAUUGCUCAAUAAAUUACAACUAGAUUAUAGUGCUGAAGAAAGUGCGUGUAAAUGGUUAAAAUCAUCGGAUCCAGCUUUACGAAAUGUCGUUUGUAAAGAGGCAUUACAAUGGCGUAAAAAUGGAAAUGCUCAGGUAAUUAAUAUUCUCUAUGGCUAAUUUUAAUUUUAAUUAUUUUAUUUCACAAUUUUUUUUUUAUUAUAUGAUAAAAUGAGCAUUUCUAAUACAAUAAUAAAAAUUAAAACCUUAAAAGAAUAAUCUAUAACUAAUAUUGUAUAUACAUUAAAGUGGCCCAAAAAAACUGACUUACGAAAUUCAAUAUGUGUACCCCCCCCAUUUUUUAAAUUAAAACGAAAAAAAUUUUUUUUGUAAAUGUGGUUUCGAUAACUCAUCUCCUUGCCGUUGAAUUAUGGCAAAAAGGUGUUAUUUACACAAAAUUAUUUUUCAUAUCAAUUAGGGGGGGGGGUUUAAUUUUUAAUUUCCCAAGAAAAUGUCAAGCCCAUAUAGAUUUGGACCACCCUAAUCUAUAUACAUACAUAUAUAUUCUUCGAAAUAUUAUCUGUGUAUCCAUUUAUUAUAUAUAUAGUUCCAUUAUCGUCUGAUUUAAAAUAUGUUUAUUAUCUAAUAAUCACUAUAAAGUCAUUAAAAUUUUGUUUUGGUACUGUGGACAAAUUUGUAUUAUAUUAUUAAUACUGUUUAUUUUCAGGAUGAAUGUAUAUGGAGACAUAAAGGACUCAUUCAUUUUAAUUCUUUGAUUAAUACAACGUGCCUAGCGAUGGCAAAACUGAUUUUAUUAGAGCAUGAAUGGCCUCAUGUGUUUAAAGAACUCAUUCAAAACAUAUUGGUUGAUUAUUCACAACUCGAAGAAUACAUGAAACGGAAAUUAAACGAUUUACGACCUCCCUAA
Molecule: messenger RNA, 7204 nt
Organism: Cinara cedri
Lineage: Eukaryota; Metazoa; Arthropoda; Insecta; Hemiptera; Aphididae
Source: the annotation of a GenBank genome assembly